Polyodon spathula (Mississippi paddlefish) is the source of this 1048-nucleotide messenger RNA. Its product is annotated as tetraspanin-7-like. The transcript is spliced from 8 exons. Lineage: Eukaryota; Metazoa; Chordata; Actinopteri; Acipenseriformes; Polyodontidae. Gene Ontology annotation, cellular component: membrane. Bases 150 to 905 code for a protein of 251 amino acids. The record is from RefSeq and is a predicted model, not a curated record.
UCACCGGAAAGCAAUCCAGUAGAACAGCGAUGACGACAUUUCCCUUCUGCUAGCUGCUUGCGGGUGCAGAAAACUCAACUACUAAAAAGUUGUGGAAGGAUUUCAGAUAGUCUCAAUUGGAAUAAAGUAAUAACCCCAAAACAGCCAACAUGCCUUCCCCGUCAAGGAGGUUGCAAACGAAGCCAGUUAUAACCUGUCUGAAGACCUUUCUCAUCUCUUACAGCCUCAUAUUUUGGUUCACAGGGGUUAUUCUCCUUGCUGUUGGUGUUUGGGGGAAGGUGAGGCUGGAAGCUUACUUCUCAUUGGUCACAGAACACAGCACCAAUGCACCGUAUGUUCUGAUUGGCACCGGUGCUGUCAUCGUCAUCUUCGGCUUGUUUGGGUGCUUUGCGACGUGUCGGGGCAGCCCAUGGAUGCUCAAGAUGUACUCCAUGUUCCUGGCCCUGGUGUUCCUGGCUGAGCUGGUGGCUGGAAUCUCAGGCUUCCUCUUCAGGCACGAGAUCAAAACAGUAUUAAGUAGUACCUACAAGGAUGCUGUGAAACACUACAACGAGACAGGCCCCAUAAGCAAUGCUGUGGACAACAUUCAGAGAAAUCUGCAUUGCUGCGGAUCAGACAAUUACACUGACUGGGGGAGCACAGAGUACUUUAAAGAGAGGGGCAUUCCGACGAGCUGCUGCAGUGAUUCGCUCACCUGCAAACCCGAAGCACUGAAAGACCUGAGCAAGGCUGAGAAAGUGGUGUAUCACCAGGGCUGUGUCAAACUUGUGACCACUGUCAUGGAAUCCAACCUGGGAAUCAUUGCUGGAAUUAGCUUUGGAAUUGCCUUCUUCCAGGUCAUUGGAAUCUUUUUGGCAUGCUGCCUGUCCCGGUACAUCACAAAUAACCAGUAUGAGAUGGUCUAAUGGCAAACAGACCGAGGGCAUUUUCCAGAUGUCUGAUGCUAUAGUCUCGUGGGAAGUUGCACAAAGGGAAGACUUUUCAGAUUUCAAAUUCUUCAGAUCCUCCUAUAUAUAUAUAUAUAUAUAUAUAUAUAUAUAUAUAUAUA